Cololabis saira (Pacific saury) is the source of this 1440-nucleotide messenger RNA. Its product is annotated as E3 SUMO-protein ligase ZBED1-like. Lineage: Eukaryota; Metazoa; Chordata; Actinopteri; Beloniformes; Belonidae. The record is from RefSeq and is a predicted model, not a curated record. Gene Ontology annotation, molecular function: protein dimerization activity. The transcript is spliced from 2 exons. Bases 1 to 1440 code for a protein of 479 amino acids.
AUGCCCAGCCGAAAACACCUGAAUAAGGUCGUGUUACCUGCUUUAUAUAAUGAGUGCCGCGCCAAAGUGGAGGAGGAGAUACACAAGGGGAUGUUCUACGCUUCAACAACAGAUAUGUGGUCGAGCCGAACGACACAUCCAUAUAUGAGCCUGACAAUACAUUUCAUCGACCAAGCUUGGAACCUCCGCAGUCGGUGUUUACAGACAAGUUAUUUUCCAGAAGACCACACUGGACAAGAGAUAGCCAGAGGUCUCAGUGAAGCUCUUGAGUCGUGGGGACUGAAUCAGGAUCGCCUCGUAUGUGUCACCACAGACAACGCCAGCAACAACAUCCUUGCCCUUGAGCUGAUGAAUGAAACGACACGCCUGCAGUGCUUUGGCCACCGUCUUCAUCUAGCCAUUGGGAGGGGUGUGAAAGUACACCAGGUGGAACGAGCAGUCGGCGUCUGCAAGAAGAUUGUGGCUGCCUUCUCCAAUUCAUGGAAAAGAAGACGGGAGCUUGCCAAAGCUCAAGCAGAGCAAAAUCCACCCUUGCCCAGUCAUCAGCUUAUCACAGAAACCCCUACAAGGUGGGGCUCUAUGCAAGCGAUGGUUGAAAGGGUGAUUGAGCAGGAGAAAGCUCUCUCACAGGUCCUCCGUGCCGACAAAAAAACACGUCACCUGGUCCUAACCUGGCAGGACAUGGACGUUCUGGAGUCCAUGAACAAGGCACUGAGUCCUCUCAAGGAGUUUACAGAUGCCUUGUCUGGGGAGCUCUACCCAAGUGUUUCCUACUUGAAACCCGUCCUCCAUCUGUUCAACAACCAGAUACUCAAGCAUCAGGAUGGCGACACUGAGCUCACCACGACCAUCAAAGAGGGCAUACUAAAAUACCUAAAUGAGAAGUAUGAUGACGAGAAAACCCAGGAGCUGCUUGACAUGGCUUCUCUUGUCGACCCUCGGUUCAAAACCACAUACAUCAAACAAGAGAGGGUGGACUACAUCAAGACAAGAGCGGCUGCAGAGCUGCAGAAGCUGGUGGCCGAACAAGCAGAGCAGGAGGCAGCCCCCCUUCCAUCAGCUGCAACUGCCAGAGAUCAGGAUGAGCCAGAGGAGGUUCCUGCUAAGAAGAAAAAGAAGAGUUUGAGCAGCUACUUUAAAACAGCAGCAAAGCCAAGCCAAGCGGCCCCUCAUUCAAGCAGAGAAUCCAUUGAAAAUGAGCUCAACCUCUAUCUCCUACUGGACGCUGGUCCAGACACAGAUCCACUGGAAUGGUGGAAGAAGAAUGAGGGACAUUUUCCCCAUGUGGCCAAGCUAGCGAGGAAAUAUCUGUGCAUCCCUGCCACAAGUUCCCCAUCAGAGCGGGCUUUCAGUGCAAGUGGGAACAUUGUGUCAUGCCAGAGGUCAGCACUGAAACCAGCAAGAGUUGACCAGCUUGUAUUCCUAGCACUCAACCUGUAG